AACGUUGCUGAUUUCAGUUAUGCCUCAGAGUAUGGCAGGUGAACUAUGAGUUCUGCACAAUAUCUGUAUUGCAUAGUACGCGGCAGAAUAAUGUACUUAAUACGAAGUUCGUCAAAAUUGUGAAUCUUGAUUGAGUGUUCAUUAUGUGAAGAGAUAAGCAAGGUUUCUAAAGACAAAAGUUUCACCGAUUUUUGUUGGGAAUAGUGAUUAAGUGUGUGACAAUAGAAUUUUUUGUGUGUGACGAAAUCAGUUUGAGUGUGCAACGAUAUAAAAUUAAUAACAUCAGUGAAACAUAAUUCAAAAUGUUAUCAACGUUUGCAUCCGUUCGGCCUUAUAUAAAGUUUCGCUACGACAACGUCCUCAUUGAUAACAUUGCAUUCAAAUUGCAUUAUCGAUGGACUUUCUCAAUAUUGAUAGCGUGCACGAUACUUGUUUCAGCAAGGCAGUACAUUGGAUCGCAUAUUGAAUGCAUUUCAGAAGGUGCAAUUCCUACUCGGGUCAUAAAUACUUUCUGCUUUUUUACGCCAACGUAUACAAUUGUAAACCAUCUGAAUGAAACGGCUCUAAACGCUGGAGCUGUUCCACAUCCCGGAAUUGGGCCAGACACAUUUGGCAAGGAUUCAAUCAAAAGGCACGCCUACUACCAAUGGGUUCCAUUUGUAUUAUUCGCGCAGGCAAUUUGCUUCUACCUGCCUCAUGCUCUAUGGAAACACCUCGAAGGUGGCACUAUUCACGCACUUACCCGUGGCUUAAAAAUGGUACAAAUCUCAAAGUACAUGCCAACGAGUGAGAAAUUCGAAGUAUGCGGUCGAAGCUUUCCAGCAAAGGACACCGUUGAUAGCUCAGCUAUAACAAUCAAGACAACUUUCAUUAAUCGCCUUAAAGUUAACAAAUAUUGGGGAUCAUGGUUGAUACUUUGCGAAUUUCUGAACUUCCUCAACGUUCUUCUGCAAAUUCGCUUCGCUGAUCUGUUUCUGGCCGGACAGUUCCUUGGUCUGGGGCCGAAAGUGGUGCAUGAGGAUUGGAGUGGCAUGGAUGUGCUGGAUAUUGUUUUCCCAAAGGUGACGAAGUGCACAUUUAGAAAAUUCGGCCCUUCAGGGACUGUACAGGUGCACGAUUCGUUGUGCAUAAUGGCCCUGAAUGUGGUCAAUGAGAAAAUUUACACUUUCCUGUGGUUCUGGUUCAUGUUUUUGUUGGCGGCCAGUACUUUGGCGUUGUUAUGGCGAUUGUUGACUCUUUUCUUGCAUAGAUCCUCUGCCUUCAAUGACAAACUCUUUUCUUAUGCUUGCGCUCGUCGCGUUGACCGUCAAGAUAUUGAAGUCGUAACACAAAACUGCUCUUACGCGAACUGGUUAUUCCUGUACUAUUUGGCCAAAAGUAUGGAUGAUUACAUUUUCCAACAGGUCUUGAAGCAACUGGCCGAAGAGUUCUGCAGGUGUGGUCGCCGAGAGAGGCAGGAAAAUGAUGCAAACCAGCAAACAGAACAGGACGAAGAAGGCGACUCAUGGGAGAAACCAAAAUCGAUAGACAGUGUGGAUAGUACUACUGCAGAACUGCUUUUUGGGAAGUCAUAAAAAGAUUAUAUAACAUAGUCUGGACCCUUACUUAAAAAUAUAUUUUUUUAGUCUAUAAGGUGUGUCUCAAUUACUUAAUUAUAAAUAUAACUUUGUAUAUUG
Molecule: messenger RNA, 1676 nt
Organism: Hermetia illucens (black soldier fly)
Lineage: Eukaryota; Metazoa; Arthropoda; Insecta; Diptera; Stratiomyidae
Gene: Inx7
Product: innexin inx7
Exons: 6
Coding region: 303-1574 (423 amino acids)
Biological process (GO): phototransduction
Cellular component (GO): gap junction; plasma membrane
Molecular function (GO): gap junction channel activity
Source: RefSeq, a predicted model, not a curated record